Puccinia graminis f. sp. tritici CRL 75-36-700-3 is the source of this 719-nucleotide messenger RNA. RefSeq lists its product as uncharacterized. Lineage: Eukaryota; Fungi; Basidiomycota; Pucciniomycetes; Pucciniales; Pucciniaceae. The record is from RefSeq and is a predicted model, not a curated record. The transcript has a single exon. The annotation marks the transcript as partial.
GUCCAACAACCCCGACCUGCACGGUCCCCUUCCCCCAGCCACUCGACCCAGGCGUAGCAAAUCAACUGGAGGAGAGGGUCAACCGUCUCCGCUUGAUUACCAUCCAGAAAAAGAUGCAACCUGUCCUGGUCGAGAAACCGACGGAGGAGACAUUGGUCAAAAACGGCUUAGCCACGGCGACGAACGCUCGAGCGACGUUUCAGAGAACCACGACCUCAGCCAUAGUCCCCGAAGAGAUAGCCCGGACGACAGCACAGGUAGAGCCAGCCUCGGACGCGAUGGAUUUGGAUCCCCAAGCAUCGACCUCCUUGGCAAAUAUCCAGCCACGCCGCAAUUCACCGGACGUGAGAGUCCUCUCGAAGGAGGAGAAGAUUCAAUUGCUGACGAAGGAGCACAUUCUUCUUUGGAAGAAGUGCGAAGCAGCCCGACCGUCCGGCGCGACAGAGGAGCUCAAAGCACUCCUCUGUCAAGCGCAGGAAAGCCAAAAGGUUCUCCAGAAACUGAUUCCUCACAAGGAAUUAGAGGAGUUCGUCAAGGGCUGGAACCCUUGGACGAUCAAAAAAGAACUAUAUCCCAACGCUCCAAAGAAAAACGACGGGAAGAAACGCUCCUCCUCCUCCAAAGGGGUGAAGGAACUUUACAACGACCCGAACCGUUGGAAACAGGUCAUGAGGGGCUGCAACACCCUCGAAGCAGCGUACCGCCACAUGGCGGACUAG